Messenger RNA from Trichogramma pretiosum, 2396 nucleotides. Its product is annotated as tankyrase-1-like. The coding region runs from base 190 to 2199 and encodes 669 amino acids. The record is from RefSeq and is a predicted model, not a curated record. Gene Ontology annotation, molecular function: protein binding. NCBI's taxonomy places the organism in Eukaryota, Metazoa, Arthropoda, Insecta, Hymenoptera, Trichogrammatidae. The transcript is spliced from 2 exons.
UCGCGCGCGUGGUUAUUGUAUACCAGUGUCGAAUCGCGAACCGAGUCGUUGUCACGACGCCGAAGCGAUAGUUGCAAAGAAAUUACUUUGCAUUUAACGCAGCGAGUAAUUAUCGUGUGAAAAAUUGAUAAAAAAUAGGUUGUACCGUGAGCGACUGUUGGUGUUUGUUUGUACUUGUGUGUGCGCAAAAUGUCGUUAAUGCACACCAUCGAGUACCUCGACUUAGUGCAUCAAAGCGACGAUGAAAAGCGCAAAAUGUCGUUAAUGCACACCAUCGAGUGCCUCGACUUAGUGCAUCAAAGCGACGAUGAAAAGCGCAUAAGAUUAGACUCAAUACUGAAGAGUAAGCGUGAAAAUGCCAAUUAUCUUAACCAAGCGAAAUUGCAAGUACUGCGUGAAAAGGUCAACUGGGAGACGGAAGCGGAGCGACGUGCUUUUCUCCGUAGUCUUGACUUUUUGAUCAGAGAUCGGGCGGGUCAACUCCCGAAUUUCAAGGACAUCUUCAGUCGCGAAGAAAUGGAUCUUCUUCUCUCGGACGCCCUGAAACCCGACGACUUUCACAAUUACGGUUUGGGAUCGCGAUUUAUCAGCUGCGUGCUCGAGGCCGGCUACAAGGACGAGCCCGAUCUGGACGAAGCGGGCAAGCCGGUGCUGCGACGCACGACGCCGGUGCAUCGCGCACGAAGUCGCGACGUCUUCGGCUGGGAAACGACGAUCCGUAAGCUCUUUAAGAUAUACGACAGGUUCGACGCGAACUACCGGGACGAGUCCGGCUUGACGCACUUUCACGUCGCCUGCGAGCUUGGCCUCCGCGACAUCGUGUCGAAAUACCUGGACCAAGGACAGGAUCCCGAUUGCCUGUCUGGAAAAUCUGACUCGGUCGAUCCGCCGCUACACUUGGCUCUGGCCAAUAACGAGCGCAACGUCGUCUCGUUGCUGCUGAGACACGGCGCGGAUCCGAACUCGAUCAACGAGGCCGGAGAGACGCCUCUGCACGUCAUUUGCCGGAGACGAUACGACGACGACGACGACGAGCUCCUGAAGAUAUUCUUCGGGACGAAGGCGAAGCUCGACGUCCGAGACAAGCGAGGGGACACACCGUUGCACCUGGCACUCGUGAACUACAGACUGAAGUUGGUCGAGCUGCUGCUGAGACGGGGCGCCGAUCCGAACGUGCCCAACGAGGAGGGAUCGACUCCUCUGCACGUCAUCUGCAAGAGUCAUCGCUUUCAUCACUUCAUGGAGACGUUGUUCGACGUCUGCGACGAGGUCCGUCGGCCGUUGUGGGUCAACGCUCGGGACGAGUCGGGCCGGACGCCGCUGCACUUGGCUCUGGACGGGGGCGCCGAGGACAAGGUCGAAUUGCUGCUGAGGAGAGGACGAGCCGAUCCGAACUCGGCCGACGACGACGGAUCGACGCCUCUGCACGUCAUCUGCACGAGGGGCGACGCCGACUACUUCGCGGAGCUGUUCUUCAGGAUCAACGACGAAUUGGGACAACGGGUGCGGAUCGACUCGGUGGACGGACUCGGCAGGACGCCGCUACAAUUGGCCGUGGCGAAGAUCUUUCCGGGACUGGUCGAGAUUCUAUUGGAUCGCGGCGUGGAUCUGUCCAAAUUCGUUUUUCCCACCGAGCGUCAAUUCGAAGAGUCUCUGGAGACGUUCGAGGACAAGGAGAAGACGGAUAUCAAAUUCGAAAUAGCGUCGGACAUGCUAGAGGUCUUGGAGUGCCUCGAAAAAAAUGGAUACGAGCUGACGCGAAGCGACGCCCUGACGCUCAUCAAAUUCUUCGUCGAGCACGGACUGUUCGAGAUCUCGUCGGACCUCGAGGAGCGUUGGUACGACGCCAAGAGGUUCGCGAAAAAGGCCAAGAAGAUCGCGGUGAGAUCGAACUUGUCGCUGUACGACCUCGUCCGACUGCGGCCCAAGGAGGCGACGAGACUGCUCACCGUCAGCAGGUACUGCGAGCUCGCCUACUCGGACGAGCUGCGCGAGCUCCGGCCCGAGAGAUGUCGCGAGGCCUGCAUGACGCGACUGAGCGAGAAGAUGUGGAGAGGAUUUUUCCGCCGUUGGACGCCGGAAUUUUUAUUCGCGCUCGCGCGCCGCCGCCUGCCGAUACCGUGCUGCGACCUCAUCUUCGAUCGGCUGACGAUGGAGGAUUGGUUGAGAUUGUGCCUGGCGGCCGAAGAGAAGAGCUGAAUCUCGCGAUGAAGGCGACGAAAUUGAGGAACUGUAAAGACUCAUCUUUGUUAUUGAUCUUGAAAUAUUUUUGUUAACGCGCAAGAUUUUUAUUACCUGUAAAUUUUUAAUUUUCGACAUGUAGAGUUUGUACGGUGCUAAAAAAUAAAAUUUUAUGAAAUAAAUCGUAUACUCGAUGUUUCAAAACUACAGCAAUA